AGGCAGGUCCACGUGUACUGUGUUGACUGUCAAAGUCCCUGGAAGCACAAUUUCCGGGAUCGGUGAGUUUUGAGAGAAAUACUUAGAUCCGAUUCCCGUGAGUCUGCGAAUCGCCAAGCAUGAACGCCCCAGGCGUGCUGUCCUUUACCCAGCAAAGCUGGGAGCAGGUGCUGGCCAAAGUGAAACGGUCUGUGGUCUACCUGGAUGCCGCCUGCGCGGAGAGCCUGCACUGGGGCUGCGGAUCCCCGCGGCUCCUGGAGGCGGUGGGGGUUCCUGCGUGUCACCUGCGGGAGUUCGAGCCCGACGCACGUGGUGGAGGGACCGAGCAGCCCAAGGCGGUGUUUGUGUUGAGCUGCCUGCUGAAAGGCCGGACCGUGGAGACUCUGCGAGACAUCAUCCGCCGCAGUCACUUCCAGUACUGUGUGGUGGUCACGGCGGUGAGCCACGCUGUCCACCUCACCGCUAAUCAUGUGCCCGCAGCGGCAGCAGCAGAGCUGGAGGGGCAGCAGCCGGUGUUCCAGCAGCUGGAGGAGAAGCUCUGUGAGUGGAUGGGCAACAUGAACUACACAGCCGAAGUGCUACACGUCCCGCUGUUGCUCGCCCCUGUUGCUCCCCACCUGGCAUUGACUCCAGCCUUUGCGUCCCUUUUCCCACUUCUACCUCAGGAUGUACAUCUCCUGAAUAGUGUCCGACCAGACAAGAGGAGACUGGCAAGCUUGGGUGAGGUGGAUGCCGCUGCUCUGACCCCAGAGCUGCUACUGCAGAUCAGAUGUCUGGUGUCAGGCCUCAGUUCUCUGUGUGAGCAUUUAGGAGUACGAGAGGAAUGUUUUGCGGUGGGUUCCCUAAGUCGGGUCAUCGCUGCAGAUCUGGCCAAUUAUGUCCCUGCCAAGAACAGGAAAAAAACUGCAGCGGGCAGGGCAUCAGUGGUCUUUGUGGACAGAACUCUGGAUCUCACAGGAGCGGUCGGACAUCAUGGAGACAACUUAGUAGAAAGGAUCAUCUCAGUGUUGCCCCAGCUUCCAGGCCACACCAACGAUGUGAUGGUGGACAUGGUAGAGCUGACUGCACUCCAGGCGGAGGGAGAGGAUCGCAGUGUGGUCGCACCAGGCUGUCUCGCGCAGGCCAAGGACGCUGCAGCCCGAGCGCUCUGGGCGGCCUUCCUGAGCGCGCGGCACAAGGAGGCGGUGCUGGAGGCGCGGAGACGCCUGGUGGAGGCGGCCAGCGCGGAGAGCCUGCCCGUCCGCAUGAGCCUGGGGAGAGUCACGCCAGGGCAGCUCACAUCCUAUAUUCAGCUCUUCAAGAACAACCCGAAAGCACUAAUGAAUCAUUGUGGGCUCCUACAGCUUGGGCUGGCCACAGCUCAAACUUUGAAACACCCGCAGAACGCCAAGUGGGACAACUUUCUGGCCUUUGAAAGGCUCCUUCUCCAGAGCAUCGGCGAGUCGGCAAUGCCUGUUGUGUUAAAUCAGCUGUUGCCCAUGAUCAAGCCUUCAAGUCAGCGGACCAGCGACGACUACGGCCCUGAGGAGCUGCUGAUCCUCCUCAUCUACGUCUAUUCUGUCACUGGACAGUUCACAGUGGACAAAGAUCUG
Molecule: messenger RNA, 1592 nt
Organism: Otolemur garnettii (small-eared galago)
Lineage: Eukaryota; Metazoa; Chordata; Mammalia; Primates; Galagidae
Gene: SCFD2
Product: sec1 family domain containing 2
Exons: 5
Biological process (GO): vesicle-mediated transport; intracellular protein transport
Source: RefSeq, a predicted model, not a curated record